GAAAUUCUUUCCAUUCCACACUCCUCAGAAGACAACCUUUUGGUGAAAAACAGAAACUGCGAUUUGGUAAAGCAAUGAAGCCUUCUGUGCUGGGUUUGUCACUUCUUGUUGUUCCUCUGCUUCUCUCCCUCUUCUUUGUUGCACUCAUGCCUAAGGAAACCGCCAUGAAAACCUAUGAGGUGUUUGGAGUGAAGAUAGAGAAGAACCCACCUCAGUCCAAACUCACUGAACUUGGAGUCUCAACUUGGAACAAGUGGGAAGGUGGUCCAACCAAAAUUCCAUGGUACUUUAAAGAAGAAGAGACUAUGUAUCUGCUGGAGGGAAAAGUGAGAGUUACUGUUGAAGGAUCUGUUGGGUCUUUUGAAAUUGGGGGUGGUGAUUUAGUUGUCUUCCCAAAAGGAAUGAACAUUACUUGGGAAGUGAUUGAAGCUGUGAAGAAGCACUACAGCUUGAAAAAAUAAUGUGUACUAAUGAUAUGCCAUGUAUAUGAACUUGAUCAAGUAAUUGCUACUUACUAUUAGCUAUAGUUACUAGUUGCUACUGGGAUGUACCAAAGUUUUCACUUCCAUGACAUUGUACCGUACCUUGACAAUGAUCCUAUUGAAAGCAAUAUCUCAUCACUAUGUUUAAGAUGAA
This is a messenger RNA of Vigna umbellata (rice bean), 636 nucleotides long. RefSeq lists its product as uncharacterized. The record is from RefSeq and is a predicted model, not a curated record. NCBI's taxonomy places the organism in Eukaryota, Viridiplantae, Streptophyta, Magnoliopsida, Fabales, Fabaceae.